AUGUUCUACAGAUAUUCUCUUCUACUAUUGACGAUUCUAUUACCAUCGGUCACAUCAGCAUCGAUAUUUUGCGAGGAGAUCUGGAGCGAUUGGACCGAUGCGGGCGAUGUUCAACCUGGAGGUCCAGACCACAAGCUCAUCUGUGGAAUGGGACCAUCUACCCAAUUGAUUCAUGUCGGAGACGCUCUUUGUUUUUUCCCAGAUACCCCGUGUUGUGCUCCUUAUGUGAUACAGAUGAACGCCACUCAAGGGGUUUACACCUGCCAACUCGCUGAUUCGCCUACUCCGACUCCAGCAAACCGCUCAGGUUCUACUACUCCAUUCCCUAUUGGAAAGACCUCGAUGUUUCCAAACACUGCCCCUCCCAGCACUAGUCCGACCAUCACUACAGCUUACAAUGGAGGCACUUCGGCUCCAUGCAUCGACAACGAUCCGCGAAAGUUUGUUCGUUGUUUGAUUACAGGGUUUGGCGAAAGUAUGGCUGCAAAGUUGCAAUUGUCC
Molecule: messenger RNA, 501 nt
Organism: Mesorhabditis belari
Lineage: Eukaryota; Metazoa; Nematoda; Chromadorea; Rhabditida; Rhabditidae
Source: the annotation of a GenBank genome assembly